CCACAUCUCUCUUACAUACCAUACCCCAUCACUCUCUCUCUCUCUCUCUCAUCCACACGAAUCACACUCUCCACAGUGCGAUUCAUUCACCAAUGGAUCGCAACGGCGUUCUCUCUCUCGCAUUCAUCUGCAUUGUAGUCGCCGGCGUCGGAGGACAGUCUCCCGCCGCAGCGCCGUCAAACACUCCGGCAACUCCCGCCGCCGCCACUCCCGCCCAAGCACCUUCCACAGUACCGAAAUCACCAGCUCCCGUUGCUUCUCCCAAAUCAUCUCCACCAGCUGCAACCCCUGCAUCUACUCCGGCGGCAUCUCCCACCACCACCCCCGCCGCGCCUGCUCCGGUGACCAAGCCACCUGCAGCCUCUCCUCCUCCGGCGACUCCUCCACCGGCAACUCCUCCUCCGGCGCCGGUUCCCGUGAGCUCUCCCCCCGCUCCCGUGCCGGUGAGUUCUCCACCCGCUCCUGUUCCGGUGGCGGCGCCAACCACCCCUGUGGCUCCCUCUCCGGCUCCGAAGCAUAAGAAGAAGGGCAAGAAGCACGGUGCUCCGGCUCCUUCACCGUUGUUAGGACCUCCUGCGCCACCCACCGGAGCUCCUGGACCCAGCGAGGAUGCUUCUUCCCCUGGACCUGGCACUGCUGCCAACGAUGAGAGUGGAGCAGAGACCACCAUGUGCUUGGAGAAGGUUCUAGGAGGCCUAGCUUUGGGUUGGGCUACCCUUGUUUUGGUCUUCUAGACAGGCUUUGUUGCUGUUAUUAAAUUCUUGUAUUUGUAUCAUUUAUUUCCUUUUUUUUUCUUUUAUCUUUUGAGCCUGUAUUGGGUACACAUUACAUUUAUUUACAUUGUUACCUUCAGACCCUUAUUAUUCGAUUGCUGUCGUUGUCCUUACUAGUGCU
This is a messenger RNA of Glycine soja, 894 nucleotides long. Its product is annotated as lysine-rich arabinogalactan protein 18-like. Bases 93 to 734 code for a protein of 213 amino acids. Gene Ontology annotation, cellular component: plasma membrane. The record is from RefSeq and is a predicted model, not a curated record. The transcript has 2 exons. Lineage: Eukaryota; Viridiplantae; Streptophyta; Magnoliopsida; Fabales; Fabaceae.